Molecule: messenger RNA, 1929 nt
Organism: Scaptodrosophila lebanonensis
Lineage: Eukaryota; Metazoa; Arthropoda; Insecta; Diptera; Drosophilidae
Product: putative nuclease HARBI1
Exons: 3
Coding region: 652-1797 (381 amino acids)
Source: RefSeq, a predicted model, not a curated record
GUGGCUGCUGAUAGUACUGUGGCUGCAGCACAUUGAUGGGUGUGGGUAAAGCGGCAGCGGCCACUGGCACUGCAGCAGCAGCGGCGCGCACCGCUACAACUGGCUCGCGCUGCACCACCGCAUUGAAACCAUUGAUAUCGUCGGCUGUGUAGGUGACAGUGCGCUUGUAACCAUCGGCAUCCAGGACGCUGUAGGUGCCAACCACAUUGCUGCCGCUGCGCGACUCCACCUGGCUCUUGAUAUCUCCGGUCACCGAAUCGUGCACGCCGUACGAGAAAUCAUAACGAGGUGCCGCCUGCAACUCCACUUGCUUCAGUACAGGAACGACCGGGGCAGGGGCGGCUACGGUCUUUACAACUGGCACGGGUGCGGCUGCAGGAACCACUGUCUGGGCGACCGUAUAGGGAGCAGGUGCGGCCACAAUUGACUUCGUGUAGAUAGGAGCAGCUGGCAGCAGAGUCUUGGUGAGGAAAGGAACCGUGGUCUGCUGAUAAACAGCAGAAGGUGGCGCAGUAUGAUAGAAUCUGGCAACGGUGGGAUUCGGAUGAUAGCCAGCGUAGGUGGCCGCAAAGCCCCCCAUGCAGUAUCCAACGAGCGCCAUGAGGCUCAAAAUCGAUAGUUGCUGUGGGCGAAAGCAAGAGACAAUCAGCAAUGAAUAGUUUAUCAAAAGGCAAACAUUUAAGAAAAAUGGCUUUUGGAAUAAAUCAGAUUUUAAUGAACGAGUUCUUUGGCGAUGUGCUAGACCUGAACUUUAUAAAUGCGAUCACUGACGAGCUCAAAUACAAAACAAAGUCUAGCAAGAGAACGCAAGCGUCCCUAGGCCAUGUGCAAAUUAUGCUUAAGGAGUACAUGUUAAGCGAUUUUAAGCAGCACUUUAGAAUGAAUAGAACUACAUUUCAGAUACUACUCAAAGAAGUGGCACUUGAGAGAGAACAGACCAAGGACAUAGACUUGGAAUCACAACUUUUAUUUACUCUCUGGAUUUUAGGCAAUCAAGAGUCGCUUGAAGUUGUUGCAAAUCGCUUUAGCAUUGAGAAAAAAUGGGGACAAUUCGUUUUUGAGCAAUGUAUUCAAAUUCUAUCUAAACUUAUGCCGAAAUACGUGAAGUGGCAGACAGAGGAAGAACAAGCACUGACCGCAGAUAUAUUUGAAUUUAAAUCCCGUGGAAUCGUUGGCGUGACUGGCGUCAUCGAUUGCUGUCACAUACCCAUAAGGAGGCCCCUAGAAAAUUCUUUUGAUUACUACAAUGUCAUGAACUAUCAUUCUGUAAUACUACAGGGGGUUUGUGACAGCGCAGGGAAAUUUAUGGACGUUUUCAUUGGAAUGCCUGGGAGUAUAAAUGAUGCAACAGUCUUCAGAAACAGCCCAUUGUGCAUGAAAAAGGAUAGACGUUUAGUUGGAGAUGUGGCAUACCCAUUAAGCACGAAUCUGUUAACUCCGUAUGCGAAAAAAGAUGUUACCCAAUUCAAGGCCGCGCAUGAGAUAUACAAUAAAAGAUUGAAUGUGUUGCAUUCGAUUAUUGUCCGGGCGCUCGGGCUGCUUGUAAGCCGAUUCCGCAGAUUGCAAUAUUUGGAUGUUAAAACGCCGAAAGCAGCAAACUAUAUAAUAAGCGCCUGCUGCAUGCUUCACAACUUCAUACAAAUCAACGAGGAUACGGCUGAAGAAGAUGACAUCGAUGAAGAGGCGGUAUCCAAAAUUUUUAUGCCGCCCAAUAACUUUGUUGACAAUCAAAUAUGCGCAGAGGAUGCCUACGAGCAACGAAACUUUAUCAAAAAUCGAUUGAAUCAGUCGGUUUAAAAUCAAUGGCAUUUACGUUUAAAGAACUUAAUUUAUUUUACUUACACGUGUUCCUAAUAUUAAAUCGUAUAGAAAAUAUGUAUAUUUUAGUUAUUUCUGGAUUGAAUCGCAAUAUACUCUUUUAAAAGUUCA